AUGGAUCGAUUGGUGAAAAUGCAAAAGUUUCUUUUAUUUUUUCUUGCUACCAUGGCUAUAUCUGCCAUGCUAGCAACCUCUGGUACUCUCUCUCUCUCUUCUUUAAUAUUGAUUUGGUUUUUUGAUGCAGAUAAACCAGUCGACCCUUUUUGCUAUGAUCCCUGCACAUCCAACUUUGGAGAGGCGCAGUGCAAAUCAGAGUGCGGCACAAAACACUUCAGGUUUGGACACUGCUUGACUCAAGGCGGCCAGUUACUUUGUUGCUGUAGUCCUUAAAAGCUAGCCAGGCUUGGAGACAGAAGAUUAAAAUGAUCGAUUGUUAGUAAAUGAGUUUACUAUGCCACACCAUAGCAUGCCCUAUCAACCAGAUGAAUG
This is a messenger RNA of Rosa rugosa (rugosa rose), 375 nucleotides long. RefSeq lists its product as uncharacterized. The transcript has 3 exons. Lineage: Eukaryota; Viridiplantae; Streptophyta; Magnoliopsida; Rosales; Rosaceae. The record is from RefSeq and is a predicted model, not a curated record. The coding region runs from base 1 to 276 and encodes 91 amino acids.